AUGCGCGGCCAACCUCCCUGGGGCUGGGAUCGCAGCGUUGGAGGUCAGUGGGGCUAUGCGCCGAUGCAGGUCAUGCAAGAGACCCCGGCGGGGUCCUCUGGCUGGAAUUCGUUUGCGCCCUGCGCUCCCGCCAUGUGGGGAGUUCCUGAGGCUCCGGCGAUGUGGCACACGAAUGACCAGCAGGGCUUGCAUCUGCAAGCAAUGCAUCCUUAUCCCCAAGGCGGAAGCCCUGAGAGAUAUGGUGAGACGGCGGCGUGUCUGAUUCCACGCCUGACCCGCGAGGUGGUGGUAGACAUGCCAAUGCCGAGGGAGGAGAUUCCCGGACAGCACUCGGAGUGGCAAACGGCAGGGACGGCAGCGUUGCUUUCGCGGCCUUUACCUGUACAUGCAGUCGGCAGAGACGGCCCAGCAGGUGGCAAAGGUGGGUUGUCCCGACGCCCAUCGGCAGAAAGGCCCAAGGACGAGCAGGCUGGAAUGGGGGCCAGCUCGCUGCCACGCCAGCAGGCCUUCCAUCGCAAAAUGCGCAACAUCCAGCUGAACAAGGAGUUGCUGGGCUGUGACAGCCCCGAGAAGGUCCUGAAGAUCUGCGACGAGAGCUUAGAUGAGUUCAACCAGGUCAAUGUGGUGACGGCCUUGCAUCGCAUCGCCAAGCACCACAACAAGGGCUCCGGUGGGGAAGCCAAGGGAAGUGCUGACGUGGACGUCGAAGGCCGUCACUUCGUGACGACGCCUGGCUGGGAGACCUGGUCGCCAGAGGAUUGGAAGAAGCCCGAUUACUGCCCAGAAUGGGCCUGGGCGGAGGAGGAAGCGCCGCAUGCCAAGGGAGCCGAGGAGAGAAGGAGGGAGAUCAUGGCGGCGGCGAACGAAUGGAGGAACCGCAAGGCUUCCGCCAAGGGCAGCAAAAGCAGCCCAAAGGGAAAAGGAGAAGCCAAAGGAAAGGCGGAGAGCAAAGGAAAAGCCCAAGGCAAAGGCAAGGGCGAUAGCAAAGGCAAAUCCGAUGCAAAAGGCAAAGCAGAUGGCAGAGGCAAAGGCGACAAGGGAGGAAAGUCCAAGGGCGCGAAGGGCCAGUCGAAAGGCGCUCAGUGGUGGCACUGA
Symbiodinium sp. CCMP2456 is the source of this 1095-nucleotide messenger RNA. The record is from the annotation of a GenBank genome assembly. Lineage: Eukaryota; Dinophyceae; Suessiales; Symbiodiniaceae.